Messenger RNA from Oreochromis niloticus (Nile tilapia), 4335 nucleotides. RefSeq lists its product as uncharacterized. The coding region runs from base 2733 to 3674 and encodes 313 amino acids. The transcript is spliced from 2 exons. NCBI's taxonomy places the organism in Eukaryota, Metazoa, Chordata, Actinopteri, Cichliformes, Cichlidae. The record is from RefSeq and is a predicted model, not a curated record. Gene Ontology annotation, molecular function: nucleic acid binding.
CACAAGCAUUAAGACUGGUAAUCAUGAUGACGUAAAUAUCAGUCUGACAGUGGAAAUACGUAACUAAAGAGAGUGUUUAAAGAAUAUCAAGACAAAUAAAAAAACUAAAUGAUACUUUGAUUUUAUAGAGAUGCAUCAUUUGGCUAUAAACCAAAGAAAGCCCCCCUUGAUGUUUUUAAUAAUUACCAUUAAUAUUAAGAAGAGUUACUUAAUAAUAUCUUCCAGUAUGUUGGCUGUGCUUUUGGUCUGUAUUGUUUAGUAUUGUUUAAUGGUUAAUUUACAUAACUUAAAUUACUGUAAGGUGUAAUUAUCUCUUGUUGCGAAGGAGUUUUCAGUGAUAAACAAAUUUUUAAAUGAAAUUAAAAACACAGUGACAAACUGCAUAAUAACUCAAAGGACAUUAGUCUACCGGUCUAAAAUGGUAAAUGGAUACUUAUUUAGCACCUCCCUACUCGGUUCCUUGGUAUGUGGUGUGAGGAUGGUUGUUUACCCCAAGAUCUGAAAUAUGCCAGAAUAGGGCAGCUGCACAAAGGCAAGGGUGAAAAGUCCAGUUGUGACAACUAUCAAGCAUUUCAGGCAAAAUCCUCUAAGGUGAUUUUAAAAAGGUUGAAUACCUAUCUUCAGAAGAGACACUACCAGAAAGCCAGUGCAGUUUCCCCCAGAACAGAGGUAGAGUUUACGUAAUUUUUGCCAUAAGAUAGAUUCAAGAGAAAUAUAAGAAACAAAAUAUGAAUCUGUAAAACCUCUUUGUUAAGGUGUUCAACAUAGCGUCAUGCCAAGAAGCUGUUUUCUGAAUUGGAAUUCCUCCCAAGAUGGUAAAAAUAAUCAGAUGCUUUCAUGAUGGUGUAAAAGCAGGACUAGACAUUGGCUGAGACGAUGAUGAGUUCCUCAUCAAUAAUGAAGUCAAGCAAGGAUGCUCCAACACCCUUCAGCUUCCAUUUUAGGCAUUGCUUCUCUCGGCUUAUAAAGACUUAAAAAUAGGGAUCCAGAUCACAUACAAAACAGAUGGAGGUAUCAUUAAUACUCAGCGCCUAAAGGCAAAGACGGAAGUCACUAAAUCACUUCUUCAUGACUUCCUCAGUGCUGAUUACUAUUCUAUAGUCAUGCCUGAAAUAAAGAUCAACGAUAAGGUACUUGACAAUUUUAACUCCUUGACCUAACUUUGUAACAGUCUAUCCUCUUCCAACAGUCUUAGUAUUUAGGUAUCCAGCAGCACUGCUAAGGCGAGUGCUUCCUAUAGACUCCAGAAGUAAGUAUGGAACCAAAAGGGAUAUAAAACUGGAGACUAAGUGUGCAUUUUAGAGAGCAGUAGUCCUUACUGCAUUGAGGUAUGGAUGCAAGUCCUGGACUUGCAUUGAGGUAUGGAUGCAAGUCCUGGACUCUUUCAAGGAUAGACUCACUGAUACAGUGUCAGCUAAGAUGGAUACAUGAUAACAGGUAACCAAAGCAGCUCUUCUAUGGUGAGCUGACAAACCAAGAUGAUGGCCAAAGCUUUGCUAGAGAGACACCUAAAAAAUGCAGAAAUGUGACUUUGAUGAAGAACAAUGGAAAAUCAUGGCAAACAACAUUGUAGAGAGUUCCUUUGAGUAUCCAGUAUGCAGCUGCCUGUGUGUGUCAGAUUUAGACCUGAGAUCCUACAUGAGGGUACAUAAAUAAACAAUGCUAUUUUGGACUCUAUCCGGAUAGUCAAUCCUAUAUAUCAUAUAUUCUCAGGUUGAGCAUUUUCUACUACUACUGUCGGUCACCCAUGCACAAACACACCUAAUAUAGCACUUUUAUCUAUGCCUAAGUGCUUUUUUACAGUUUUUCUCAAAUGCUAAAACACAAACGCCAAACCUCUAAACCAAAUGACCACUUGUCUAAACACAUUUACUAAAUCUAGCCAUCAUUUACCAAUAUCAUAAACACAUGUCACAUGAAGACACAAUUCACAGAACAUAAUCCUCCGUUGUCAUAAAUCUAACCACAUUUUGCCUUGCUAAAACACAAGUUGCAAAAGAACUCUGCUCAUAUUCUCAAAUGAAAGCUCAUGUGAUGCAACAUGCUUGCCACAGUCAGCAAUAUUUGAACACAAUGAACACACCUGGCGUCAUUCAUUACACACAAUGACUCAAAAUUGAAGACACUUGUUGCUAAUGCUGUGACCACAUGUAUAAAAGCAAGUUCAGAGUGCACAGUUUGCUGAAGAUUCCAAACAAACACAAUGGAUGAAGGCAGAGUCAGGGGAAGAGGAAUUCGAUGCAGAGGAGGGAGAAGAGCUGGCCCUGGAAGAAGAGGAGCAGGCCAACGAGGAAGAGGAGUUCAAAUGAGAGGAGGAAGAGGAGCAGGUCAACGAGGAAGAGGAGUUCAAAUGAGAAGAGGAAGAGGAGCAGGUCAACGAGGAAGAGGAGGAGGCCAACAUGGGAGAGGAGAAGGUCCAGGAGGGAGAGCAAGACAACCUCGCACCAUCAUUACGGACGAGAUGCGAGCAACAGUCAUUGACCAUGUCAUUGUCCAUGGCAUGACAAUGGCUAAAGCAGGACUAAGAGUCCGUCCAAACCUGAGUAGGUUCACCGUGGCCAGCAUUAUCAGGGCAUUCAGACAACACAACAGGUAUUGUACUCUAUUGCUUUCUUUGUCACAAUACAGUUUUACAAACCUGUGAAAGUAGGCUAUUGGUUGCAAAUCAGUUCGGACUGUAUUGUAACACAUGUCAAUUGACAACACAUGUUUCUUUCUUUAGAGUUGAAAGAAUGCCACAUAGAGGUGGGAGGGUUGCCAUAUUUACAGCGGCACAAGAAACCCUCAUUGUGGAAAUGGUUCGUGGGAACAACCUCAUCAGACUCCGGGAGAUCAGAGACAAAGUCAUUGCCGAUAAGGUCAACUUUGAGAGCAUUGACGAUGUCAGCUUGGCCACAAUAGACCGAGUUCUCCGGUGCCAAAAGACGCGGAUGAAACAGGUCUAUAGGGUUCCCUUUGAGCUCAACUCUGCGCGACACAAAGACCUACGUUACGAGUAUGUGCAAAGGAUAUUACAGUUGGACGCGAUGGCCAGACCUCAUGAGUACCUCUUCCUGGAUGAGGCUGACUUCAACCUGCAGAAACGAAGGCAAAGAGGCCGUAACAUCAUUGGCCAAAGAGCCAUCACUGAGGUCCCUGACCAACGGGGGGGUAAUAUUACUCUUUGUGCGGCCAUGGGUUCGGAGGGGCUUGUCCACCAGCAUGCUGUCCUUGGGUCUUACAACACCCAACGUCUCCUCACCUUCCUAGAGGAGCUAAAAGACAUCCUCCUGGACUGCCAACAACACCAUCCUGGGCCCGCACAUCACAUUUAUGUGAUCAUUUGGGACAAUGUCCGCUUCCACAGAACAAACCAAAUCAGAGAGUGGUUCACCACCAACAGUGACCACUUUUUAAACGUCUGUCUGCCACCCUACUCCCCUUUCCUGAACCCUAUAGAGGAGUUCUUCUCAUCGUGGAGAUGGAAGGUUUAUGACAGACAACCAUACACAAGAGAGAACCUCCUAAGGGCAAUGGAGCUGGCCUGUGUUGACAUCCCAGCGGAGGCCUUCCAAGGAUGGAUUCGCCAUUCCAGGGCAUUUUUCCCACGGUGCCUGGCGAGAGACAAUAUAGCCUGCGAUGUGGAUGAGGUGAUGUGGCCCGAUGCAGCUCAGCGACAUGAUGCCGCACAGUGAUUGUGGUGUGUGUGUGGUGUGAAUAAAGUAAAUAAAAAAAACUUCACACCCUGAUCAUGUUUUCAAGAGUACUGUUGUGUGCAAUAGAUUCUGUUUUUGCACUGAGUUGUGUUACAGUAGUGUACGUACAUGCAGGAUUUUCUAUAGAUUUAUACUCUUCAUAUGAAACUCACAAAUCUAAAUGCCUAAUCCUCUGCAGAGAUCUACGACGAUCCGUUACUGUAUAGUUUUGAAAAAUAUGCAUUGGCAGUUAUGAAACAAAGAACCUUCUCACAAAUUGAGCAUUGUGUUUUCAAUUGUUUUGCUGUAGUGUGUAAUGAUGUGUAUAGUGUUUACAUUUUUGAAAGCUUCGAGCUGCUCUUUUGGUGUGAAAGUUUGAGUUUUGCAGUGGGAAGGUGUGGUUGUGUUUAUGUAGCUUUAGAAAAGGGUGUUGUGUUUAGACAUUGGGGAACAUGGUGGGAACGUUUGUGAAAUGUGUUUUAGCAUUUGAGAAAAACUGUAACAUUCACACAUGUGUGUACAUGAGGUGCAGCUCAAGGCUCAGUAUCUUGUCUGUAGAUUUACUGCUUGCACAACAAUGUAUCAAUCUUCCGUUUGGUAGACAACUUGCUCUACCACCUGAGUAUAAAUUUAUUCUUGUUUGGGUUUUUUGUAAAGCACU